Naegleria lovaniensis is the source of this 3417-nucleotide messenger RNA. RefSeq lists its product as uncharacterized. The transcript has a single exon. NCBI's taxonomy places the organism in Eukaryota, Heterolobosea, Eutetramitea, Acrasida, Naegleriidae. The record is from RefSeq and is a predicted model, not a curated record. Gene Ontology annotation, molecular function: protein binding. The coding region runs from base 1 to 3417 and encodes 1138 amino acids.
AUGAUUUCUCCUUCCUCAUCACCUCUGAAAAGAAAAAUGAGCACGACUACAAGUACUGCUGCACCGACAACAACGAAUUCAUCAUUGGGAAUUUCUUCUUCGCCGUCUUCAUCGUCCGAGGCUUACUCGUAUGAAAAACAACAAAAGAAGAGAAUGAUUCAUCAUGAUACCCGAACGUUUGCCCGAGAAUCUGAUUCAAUAGAACAUGAAUGUGAGGGUGUUCCGCUUGAAAACUUUCUAAAUGAAAGGAUUGAUGAAAAAUUGAAUCGAUUUGAAAAAACUUUGCGAGAAUUGAGUGUAUUCUAUAGAGAGGGAACAGAGAAUGACAUAGAUGAUGAAAAAUCUUGUCACCAUCACGAUAUUAAUAGAAACAACAAUACUGCUUCUACAAUGCAGCAUGCCAUUAUCAACCACAACACGAACAUAUUAAACGAAGACAAGCAGCUCGAAGAAGGAUUGGAAAUAGAAAUUUCACACCGAAAAGCAAUUACAACACGAUUCAAGUUUCUCAAUGCCCACGACAUGCUUCGAGUUGCAGGUAUGCGUGGCGUGGAAGAUUUAUUUUGUGGAGGUGACUAUGAAGACGUUUCAAAUCAUAUUCGUCCCACCAUUGAUUUCGAAUUAUUGGACGUACUGCUAAAAAUCUCAAUUGCUCAACACAAUGCAAAGAACGGAGUUUCCGUAAUUUCUAUUUUUCAAAUUGCAUAUCAAUUAACACAAAUUAUGUUUGCAGAACGAAAAGCUGCCUUGAAAUUUAUGAGUGAAAAUAUGAGUGCAUCUGAUGAUAAAAUUGCUAGCGAAUCAUCAAAUGUAAACGUUGAAGAAUUAAUAAUUUGUCAAAUUAAUCGAAUUCGAGUGAUGGAAUAUAAUCCUGAGAAGGGAGAAGAAAUCAAAAUUGCAUUGACAUAUAACGAAUAUCAACGAGAGCAUUCCUACAGAGUUUGGAACGAUCAAAGAGAAUCCUGUGAAAUAUUUGCAUUGGGAAAAUUAUUAUUCUCACUUCUUGCAUGGCACUAUUUGGAUUUUGAAAACUUCACUCAUCAAGAAUUAUUCGAAACCAUUUCUCAAAAUUAUGUACAUACUGAAAAUUUAUGCGAAAUUAUGGCAGCAGUCAUGAGAAAAUUAUAUCAUUCACAAACAAUGGAGCAUCGAAAACAACUACUAGAUGACUUGAUCACUGAAUGGCCUGCUGGAAAAUUCACCACAAUCAUGCAAAAUUCCUACAAUACAUCUACUUAUAUGAAAUCUGGAUCGUUUAAUGCGGGCGUGUUGGAUUGGCUAUUCGAACAAUCCAAAAAGCAGUAUUACAAACAGCAUGUGACUACACGCUUUUUUAACCUCUUUAGUGAUUUGACAGAGAAUGGCACCCAUUCGGACGAGGACUCUACGAAUCCAUUCAUCAACUCGUCCUCCGUUUUCGAUUUUUUCUCGUCACAUUGGGAAGACUUGGGAACUGUGAAUCAUGAUGCCAUUUUACGAGACUGCAUCUUUUCCAAGAAGAAGAUUGAAAGUAUCCUACAAAAGAUUAGUUCCAUUGGAAAUCCCAUCAUUCAAAAGCGAUACAUUAAGAAGGUACUAGUUGAAAUUCUACCCAAAUCGUUACAACUUGCACUGCAUCCUCAAAUUGAAAACGAGUUCAAUAUUCAACAAUCAUCAGCCCUUACGAACUACCUCUUUCCAAAUGUUACCUUCUUUCAAAAAUAUGCACCACUCACAAGAGCACUCUCAUGUUUACUCUUUCCCAUACCUGAGCUCAGAAUCAAAUUAGAUACAUGGCAAUUUGUAGAGCUGCCACAGUUUAUUUCAUCUGUGAGCCAAAGCAUGGCCAUCCAUAACAAGGAAGAAAUGAUUCGAUAUUUGGAUAUGAAUCCAUUUUUCCAAGGAGAGCCCUUAGUUGCUGAAUCCAACACACAACAACCAGAACAGUUGAAUCAAUUCCAAAAGGAAGAUGAGCAUUCACCUGAAAAUUCAGACGAAGCACAGCAGCAAUCACACAUUCGACAAAAUACCUUCAUGUCCGCCAUUGCAUUUUAUGGCUUGUCAGAUUUUAAAAGCUCCAUAACCAUUUUAAAUCGAGUAAUUGAGAGCCGAUUGAGACAAUUGAACGAUAUAUUGAACCAAAAUCAUGACAUGUCCACCAUCGAUCGAGGUAGUAUGGACACAAGCCCCACUCUACUUUCGUAUGACUCUCUCAUGGAAAAACAAGCCAUCUCUCUGGACUUGCUAUUGACUGAAUUAAUUUUAUCAUAUUCUUACAAGGCGAAAGGACAAACCGAGACGAAAAUGUAUGAUGAUGCCAAGAUUUGCUCCAUUCAUUCCAUUAAGGUCAUUCAUAUUGCACAUAUUUUACUUUCCAAAAGCAGCCACCGAUUCGAGGAAGCACGAAAACUCAUGAAGGAAAUUCUUGAAACACACUAUGAUACCAUUGAAGCGGGAGUACAAUUAUAUGCGGUGGUGGAAACAUGUGUCAAGCAAUGGAACAAUACAACACCUUCAAGCACAAAAGAAGAAAUGGCAAUAUCCAAUCACAAGACACUCGAAGGUUACUUUGUGUUACCAAGAUGGCUCAUUUCCACAUUCUUUACCAUUGCUUAUAUUUAUGACCAUAUUGACAGCUUUGAGGAGGCUAUUCGUUUGUACAAAUUUGUGAUCAUGGUCUGUCCAACCUAUUCCAUGGCGUUCAACAAUUGUGGAAUUUGUUUGUAUAGACUUGGAGCUCCCAAUCUUGACCAAGAACCCAACAUUGACCAAGCCAUCUCUGCCCAAUGUGAAGAAGAGUCCUUUGCUAACUUUACUCUGUCGUCGAAUUUGGACAAGGCCAAUAUUUGUCCUCAUGUGAAUCGAGUAAGCUUGCUAGUGGCUCAGUCAAGCUUUAAUAGCGUUUCCCGAAUUAAGAAGAAUCUCUUGUCCAUUGCUGAAGUGUACGAAACAAUUGGAUAUGAAGGCGCCACAACACUUUUGAAGCGACUGUUUAAGGAAGAUACCACUCUUGAGGCAACAUAUUUACUCUGGAUUCGAGAUCGAAGGGAACGAGCAAUUUUCGAUUCUAAUUGCUGCAUUUUGUGUAAAACAUCUGUCGAAGGAUUGGAAGAUGUGGCCGAAUAUUUAUUUGAUCGAUCCUUGAAUUUCCAAUCACUCUCCAUGUUCGAUCAAGCUGUCAUUGACUUGUCACGUUGCUUUGAAUUAUCGGUUCUGCUUUCACACAAAGCAGAUACUCUGGGAGGUUACCAAGGAGCGUCGGUCUUUCAAUCGAGUGUACUGUUUAACAGAGCUUUGUGCUAUGACUUUCAGCAACGACCAGCAGAAGCAUUGGAAGAUUUAUACAAGAUUUUAGAAAUUGAUCCGAAUGAUGCUGAUGCAUUGAGCAUGAUCGAUGAAAUGUUACAUAACCAUAACGCUAAAUUACGAUUGGAUUAA